AAACUGAAAAACAUAGAAGUUGGUGCAGUAAAGACAAAAUUAGAUUUUAAGAUUAAAAUAAUGAUUUGCUGAAAAGGAAUAUUUAAAAUAGCUGCUUUUUGAUUAUGGAAUUUUCUUAGAAUUGUCUUUCAAUAUGCAAUGUAAUCUAGAAAAUAGAAUUAGAUUUUCUCGACAUCUCGAAGUAUUUAUACUUGAUGAUGUAAUUAAAUAAAAUAAAAUAAGAACUAAAAAAAAAAUGUAAAAGGAAAUAAAAAGGAUUUGACAACUCUUAAUAGCCAGUUGAAAAAAAAAUGAAUGUUUGUUGGAAGAAAUAGAAUCAAAUUUUUGUUUUAAAAAAUUCUCAAUCGAUUUUCUAUCAAUUCAGAACUGAUUUUCAAUUUGUUCAAACGUCAAUGAAUAAACCAUAAAGCUUUAAUAAUGAUUGAGCUUAUUUGAGAUCGAUUUUCCAAUUUAUAGAAUUUGAAAAAUAACUACAGUGUGAAUAGGUUCUAUAUCUGUUAUGUUGAAUAGACUUACAAAUGAGGGAGAAUUUUAUUUAUUUUUAUUUCAUAAUAUUGAUCAAAUGGUUAAGUUUUGUAAAUUAUAUUUAUAUUAGUCGAAGUCAAUUUGAUAAUACUGCUUUAGAAUAAACAAGUAACAACAAAAAAUGAUAAAUUUUAAAGGAUACUUGAUACGUUCAUGUCCGAAAUGACUUAAAGUUAAUAACCAUGGAGCAAUGGUAAAAAUAUUUAAAUAGAUAUCCAUUAAUUUCAGUAAUUUUUUGCUAUUAUUUUACAUUUUAGAUCGUAGAUUAAGUAGAAAUUUAUGUUCAAAUAUAUGCAUAUAGAUUUCUGUUAUUUUAAGAUAAUCAGUAAUACUGAUAGGAUUAUUUUACCCUUAGGUCGACGUUUAAAAAAUAUAGUGCUUUAGAUUAGAAUAAAGAAAGCUUACUUCUUAUUGGUGUUAUUCAUUUAUGUUAUUAGGCAUUAUAAUAGCUCAAAUGAUAAAAAUAUUUUUUAUUUUGAUAAGAAAUGAAAUUAAUUGAAAAACACCUUUUGUUUUGCAAAAUUUUCAAUAUUAUUAAUAACAGUGAUUUAUUUUUAUUGUAAUUUGUUUAAAAGCAGUAUAUAUUAAAAUAAAAGUAUAUUGUUCAAUCCAUAUUCAAAAACACUAUGAAUUUUAACAAUCUUGAGGGUUUGUCAAACUAUCAUGAUAUCGAUAUUUCAUCUCAACAACGUGACUUUUCUAAUGACACACGUAACGAAUAAGUUUCAAAAGAAAUUAUCUGUUGAAUCAUUUGAAUAGUAUCACAAGAUAAAUGAUUCGUCAUUGAUUAAUCUUUUUUUUUUUUGUAUUGACAUACUUUUAAUUUCUCUCAAACAAUUCUAGAAUGUCUUGAAUUCAUACUUCAAGAAUUAAAUAUGUCAACCGUUUAAUUAUUGAAUACAUGGUAGAUUUUUGUAAACAACGAAUUGACAUAAAUAAAAAGUAAUAAAGAAGUUUCUAUAGUAUUAUAACGAUCAAGUCAAACGAGAAUAUAUAUAUAUAUUUAUGUAAAGAAAACGACAAUAUCUUUGUUAAUAAAAACGAUCACUGAUCUUAGAAGGAUAAAACAAAAUAAAUCUACAAUCAAAAACGAAGAAUUAGUGAAAGCAUUUGAUUUAUUCGUUAAUAUAGUAAUCGAUUAUAUUAAAUCUUAUUUCGAUGACGACAGUGAAUUUUAUGAAAAGUUAUAAUUUUUUAAUGUUCAAUUCAGAUAGAUGAUUUAGAUAAGGAUCAAUUGUAUAGUGAAUUUUGUGAUAUUAAAUGUUUGUAUGAUAAUUUGAACAGGAAAAACAUAAAAUUACGUGAUCAAGUCAAAUCAUUCAUCUCGAGUAAAAGAAUUAAUUUUUCAGCAUCCAAAAGUAGUCAUCAUAGUGUUGUAUGUGAUGAUGAUGAUAGUGACAAAGAAGAAGUUAUUUCGUCGUCAAAAAACCAAGACGAAGAUUUGAUUAGAUCUGAUAAAUUAUGGGCUUAUCAAUUAAAUAUCAAUCCAAAUUAA
This is a messenger RNA of Rotaria socialis, 2020 nucleotides long. The record is from the annotation of a GenBank genome assembly. NCBI's taxonomy places the organism in Eukaryota, Metazoa, Rotifera, Eurotatoria, Philodinida, Philodinidae.